AUGAACAUGAAAACGUCAAAACUAAUGAACAAAGUUGGACCAUCCGGCAACAAGCAAGGGAAAGUAUGGGACCUUAAGGGUUGUAAUGCCAUCGUUCAAUUCAUCGUUUCGUACGAACCUCAAAAGAUUAACUCACUUCAGUUUCACUACAUUGAUGAAGAUGAUAAUGGGAGGUUGAAGUUGUCUGAGAUUAAACUGGACUAUCCGAAUGAGUACAUAACUAUGGUACGAGGUUGGUACAGCGACUCGGGUGUAGAAGAACUAACAGUUUCAACAAACAAGAUGACAUACUUAUUCGGAAAAGCAUCAGAAUCCGAUGACAAGCAAUGGUUCUGGUAUGAUCUAGGAGGGUUCAAUCAAUUCGGCGGAUUUCAUGGAACCUGUGACUCUGAUCGCAUCAACUCCAUUGGGGUCUAUUUCAAACCAGCUACGGAGUUUGUAGCUCCUUCGACAACGACUCCGAAGGCAGCAGAACCAUCAGAGAGUGUUUCAGACCUGCCAUUGAUUUAA
This is a messenger RNA of Chenopodium quinoa (quinoa), 510 nucleotides long. RefSeq names its product protein RESTRICTED TEV MOVEMENT 1-like. The transcript is spliced from 2 exons. Bases 1 to 510 code for a protein of 169 amino acids. The record is from RefSeq and is a predicted model, not a curated record. NCBI's taxonomy places the organism in Eukaryota, Viridiplantae, Streptophyta, Magnoliopsida, Caryophyllales, Amaranthaceae.